UCACCAGCGCACCCUUCCCCAACUGCUUGUCCUCUGCAGUCUGAUUGGAGCAGAGUUCCCAGCAUCCAUGCUCCUCCUCCCCUCCUCCUCCUGCUCCUUCUCCUCCUUUCCCCUCCCCUCUGCCCCCUCCCCCCUCCCCCUGCUCUUCUCCUCUGAGCCGCAGUCAGUGUUCAGCUACUUUGGCAGAUGCUUCUGUCCGCAGCGGCCGGAGCUCCGGGAAUAACCCGCCUGGCUUUGAGGGGAGCUCGGGUGUCCAUUGCAUCUUGCCCCGAGCCCCGGAGACGGAGAGGCAGGGUGGGGAGGCCCUGCUGCAAGAGGACAGCGGUUUGGAGAUUCCCAGCAGCACGAGUGGUGGAGAUGCUGGCUCUCUGGUGGGGAGCAGAGGCCGUGCCGAGCCCGGGGCACCGGGAUGGAGCCCUCCCGACUGAAGAAGACCAGCUCUGAGGAGGAGGAGGGAGACGAGGAGGAGGACGGCUACAUCAUCCCCCACAAGAAGACCUCGAAACUCGAAAUGGUCCCGAAUCUCAGGAGAAGCAACAGCGGCCGGUCCAAAAACAAGAGGCGCCAGUACGCUUUUGGCAGCAAUGAGAAGGAGAACCUCAGCUCCUGGAUCCCAGAGAACAUCAAGAAGAAAGAGUGUGUGUAUUUUGUGGAGAGUUCGAAGACUUCGGACUCGGGGAAAGUGGUGUGUGAAUGUGGUUACACGCGAGAGCAGCACCUGGAGGAGGCCACCAAGCCCCAAGUAUUCCAGGGGAAAGAAUGGGACCUGAAGAAGCACGUCCAGGAGAUGCCGACCGAUGCUUUUGGGGACAUUGUCUUCACAGGCUUGGGACAGAAGGUGGGAAAGUAUGUUCGCGUGUCUCAGGAUACACCCCCUGGGGUGAUCUACCACCUCAUGACACAGCACUGGGGGCUCGAUGUUCCCAACCUCCUGAUCUCCGUCACUGGGGGAGCAAAAAACUUCAACAUGAAAGUCCGACUAAAGAGUAUCUUCAGGAGGGGGUUGGUCAAGGUGGCACAGACAACAGGGGCCUGGAUCAUAACUGGGGGCUCCCAUGCUGGAGUGAUGAAGCAGGUAGGAGAGGCUGUACGAGACUUCAGUCUGAGUAGCAGCUACAAGGAAGGGGAAGUCAUCACCAUUGGGAUCGCCACUUGGGGAACUGUGCACAACCGUGAGAGUCUGAUCUAUCCCACGGGAGGUUUCCCAGCUGAGUAUAUCUUGGACGAGGAGAGCCAGGGAAAUCUUUCCUGCCUGGACAGCAAUCACUCCCACUUCAUCCUUGUGGAUGAUGGGACCCAUGGCAGAUACGGUGUGGAGAUUCUGCUGAGGACCAAGCUUGAGAAAUUCAUCUCUGAGCAAACAAAAGAAAGAGGAGGGGUGGCCAUCAAGAUUCCAAUUGUUUGUGUGGUCCUGGAGGGAGGGCCUGGCACACUGGAUACCAUCUUCAAUGCCAUGACCAAUGGAACCCCCUGUGUGAUCGUGGAGGGCUCGGGCCGUGUGGCCGAUGUCAUCGCCCAGGUGGCAAACCUGCCCAUCUCAGAGAUCACCAUCUCCCUGAUCCAGAAGAAGCUGAGCUUGCUCUUCCAUGAGACUUUUGAGACAUUUACUGAGAGCAAGAUUGUGGAGUGGACCAAGAAGAUCCAAGACAUUGUGCGGAAGAGACAGCUGCUGACCAUCUACCGGGAGGGCAAAAACGGCCAGCAGGACGUGGACGUGGCCAUCCUGCAGGCGCUGCUGAAGGCCUCGAGGAACCAUGACCACGUGGGCCACGAGAACUGGGACCAUCAGCUGAAGUUGGCCGUGGCCUGGAACCGGGUGGAUAUUGCUCGGAGUGAGAUUUUCACCGAUGAGCGCCAGUGGAAGCCCUCGGAUCUGCACCCGAUGAUGGCUGCUGCUCUCAUCACCAACAAGCCUGAGUUUGUGAAGCUCUUCCUGGAGAAUGGGGUUCGCCUGAAGGAGUUUGUCACCUGGGACACACUGAUUUACCUGUAUGAGAACUUGGCCCCUUCCAGCCUGUUUCACAGCAAGUUGCAGAAAGUGCUGAUGGAGGAGAUGGAGCGCUCCGCCUACUCAUCCCUACCCAAGAUCCAGAUGCACCACGUGUCCCAGGUGCUGCGCGAGCUGCUCGGAGACUUCACCCAACCGCUGUAUCCCAAGCCCAAGCACAGCGAGCGGCCCCGGCUGUCCCUGGCAGUGCCACACAUCAAGCUCAAUGUGCAAGGUGUGAGUCUCCGGUCCCUCUACAAGCGUUCUCCAGGUCGUGUUACUUUCACCAUGGAUCCUGUUCGAGACCUUCUUAUUUGGGCCAUUGUCCAGAACCGCAAAGAACUGGCAGAAAUCAUCUGGGCCCAGAGCCAGGACUGCAUUGCAGCGGCCUUGGCCUGCAGUAAGAUCCUGAAGGAGCUGUCCAAGGAGGAGGACGACACGGACAGCUCGGAAGAAAUGCUCACCCUGGCUGAGGAGUACGAGCACAGAGCCAUCGGCGUGUUCACUGAGUGCUAUCGGAAGGAUGAGGAGAGAGCCCAGAAACUCCUUAUCCGUGUGUCUGAGGCCUGGGGGAAGACCACCUGUCUGCAGCUGGCUCUGGAGGCCAAAGACAUGAAGUUUGUGUCCCACGGAGGCAUCCAGGCCUUUCUGACCAAAGUCUGGUGGGGGCAGCUGUGUGUGGACAACGGCCUCUGGAGGGUGAUCCUGUGCAUGCUGAUGUUUCCACUUCUCUACACGGGCAUCAUCUCCUUCAGAGAGAAGAGGCUCCAGCCCGUUAGCUGUCUGGCCCGGUUCCGGGCCUUCUUCACCGCACCAGUGGUCAUCUUCCACCUCAACAUCCUCUCCUACUUCACCUUCCUCUGGCUCUUUGCCUACGUGCUCAUGAUCGACUUCCAGCCCACUCCAUCUUGGAGAGAGUACGUCAUCUACUUCUGGCUUUUCUCACUUGUGUGUGAGGAGACCCGGCAGCUUUUCUAUGACCCUGAUGGCUUUGGACUCCUGAAGAUGGCCUCUUUGUACUUCAACGAUUUCUGGAAUAAACUCGACGUUGGUGCUAUCCUCAUCUUCAUAGCCGGGCUCACCUGCAGGUUGAUCCCAGCGACUCUGUAUCCAGGGCGGAUCAUCCUGUCGCUGGACUUCAUCAUGUUCUGUCUGAGACUGAUGCACAUUUUCACAGUCAGCAAAACUCUGGGGCCCAAGAUCAUCAUCGUGAAGAGAAUGAUGAAGGACGUCUUCUUCUUCCUCUUCCUGCUGGCCGUCUGGGUCGUGUCCUUUGGGGUGGCGAAGCAGGCCAUCCUGAUCCACAACGAGAGCCGGGUGGACUGGAUCUUCCGGGGCGUGGUCUACCACUCCUACCUCACCAUCUUCGGGCAGAUCCCCACCUACAUUGAUGGGGUGAACUUCAACCCGGAGCAGUGCAGCCCCAACGGGACGGACCCCUACAAGCCCAAGUGUCCCGAGAGCAGCGAGGUCAGCAACAAGCCCGUGUUCCCCGAGUGGCUGACCGUCAUCCUCCUCUGCCUCUACCUGCUCUUCACCAACAUCCUGCUCCUCAACCUCCUCAUCGCCAUGUUCAACUACACUUUCCAGCAGGUCCAGGAGCACACGGAUCAGAUCUGGAAGUUCCAGCGGCACGACCUGAUCGAGGAGUAUCACGGGCGGCCCCCAGCGCCUCCCCCCUUCAUCCUCUUCAAUCACCUGCAGCUCUUUGUCAAGAGAGUCAUCCUGGGCAAGCCGGCCAAGAGGCACAAGCAGCUCAAGAAGAAGCUGGAGAAGAACGAGGAGGCCACGCUGCUCUCCUGGGAGAUCUACCUGAAGGAGAACUACCUGCAGAGUCAGCAGUACCAGCUCAAGCAGAGGACAGACCAGAAGAUCGAGGACAUGGGCAACAAGAUCGACAUCAUGAUGGACCUGCUGGACUUGGAUCACCUGAAAAGGCUGGGCUCUGUGGAGCAGCGGCUGGGGUACCUGGAAGAGCAGAUGUUCCAGUCGACCAAGGCCCUGACUUGGAUCAUCCGGGCACUGAGGGACAAUGGCUUUGGUUCCGAGGAGGACGUGCCUGUGUUGGUGUCCAGGAAGAUGCCAGAAGGGAAGGAGUACGACCCUGGCGACAAGCAGGAGGACACGGAAGACCUUUACCACGUGAACGCGCGCCAUCUUCUGUACCCCAACUCGACUGUCACGCGCUUCCCUGUGCCCAACGAGAAGGUGCCCUGGGAGCAGGAAUUUCAUAUCUAUGAUCCUCCCUUUUACACGGCGGAGAGGAAGGAGAAGGCGACAUCGGAUCCUGUGGGAAAUUCUCUGGAGUCCCUGUCUAGAAUCAAUUAUAACACCAUGGACGGGCUGAUCAACAGGCAGAGCUUCCACGGGCCUUACAUGGUGCAGGACGGGCUCUCACUGAACCCCAUGGGGCGCACGGGGUUACGGGGCAGGGGAAGCCUGUGCUGCUUUGGACCAAACCAUGCCCUGCACCCUGUUAUCACACGCUGGCGGCGGAAUCAAGAUGGUGCCAUUUGUAGAAAAAGCAUCAAGAAGAUGCUGGAAAUCUUGGUCGUCAAGCACGCCCUGUCGGAACACUGGGCUUUGCCAGGGGGGUCCCUGGAGCCUGGUGAGAUGCUACCCCGAAAACUGAAGAGGAUCCUGAGCCAGGAAUUCUGGCAGUACUUUGAGACACUGCUGAAGCAAGGUGCUGAGGUCUAUAAAGGCUAUGUUGAUGACCCGAGGAACACAGAUAAUGCCUGGAUAGAAACCAUUGCUAUCAGUGUCCACUUCAAGGACCAGAAUGACUUGGAACUGAAGCGACUGAAUUCUCAUCUUCAAGUCUGUGACCCAGAGGUUUCCAUCCGAUGGCAAGUGGUGGAUAAAAGGAUCCCACUUUAUGCAAAUCACAAGGAGAUCCUUCAGAAGGCCUCAGCCCUGUUUGGAGCCUAUUACUAAGGCCAGACCAACACUCCCUGUGCCCUGGCACUGGAGGGUAGAAGAGGGCUGGGCUCUUCCUGACCAGAAAUGAGCUGUCUGGUCUCAUGAUCUCUAUGCCUAUCAUGAGGAGAAAGACAUUCACUCUUCCUCAGCUCUUGUGGACUCACUGCUAUUCUCUUUGAGGCGGGACUGAGAGUCGUGGUGGGUGCAGACUGCCAUCCUGGGCCAGGUGCCAGCAGAAGUAUCAAGAUCUAUCUUCAUUUCCUCCAUACCACCCUCUGCCUCCUUGUAUUCAGACUGCCUGGGAGGUGUCAAUAGUGGUACUGGGGUGUGGGGAAGGGAAGCAGUCUUAAGACCCAGAUCUGGGAUGAAGGAUAGGGAGAACCAGGGACUUGUAAACUAGUGUCCUCAGGGGAGGUAUAUCCCCUUUCUUUGCCAUUACUCCAGGGAAAGGCUAAUCUGAGACCCACUGGUUUCCAGCCCAUACCACUCUUCUGUUCUUUCCCAUAGCAUCUUCCCUGUCCCAGUGCAGGACCCUACAACUACUGCUGGGCUUCACGUUCCUAUGAAUUGCCUCCAAAGCCUCUGUCUGUGAGAUUUAGUAUGGACCAAACACCCCCAGGUGCCCUCUGGGGAAAUCUCCUGUUGAGAGAAGCUCACCUGUGGUCUGAUGACUUUCCCCAUUCACAGCAGGUGCCAAACUGUGAAGCAAGGAGCGUCCCAGGACUUACUGGGAUCACCAAGGUGGGAUGGUCAGAUCCUGAGGGCCCAGACAAAGCCCCUUCGGUCUUUAUUGGUGUCUUCUCAUGAGACUUGCCUUGGUCAGGGGACCUGAGAUGUGACAUUAAACCUGCUCACUGGCUCCUCCUCACAUACUGCUGCCCUGUUCUGUUCAGCUUAACCUGUAGAUGCUGAGGAGAGAUGGGAAUAAAUAUGGGCUUGAAUUGAG
Messenger RNA from Antechinus flavipes (yellow-footed antechinus), 5855 nucleotides. RefSeq names its product transient receptor potential cation channel subfamily M member 2 (gene TRPM2). The transcript has 33 exons. Gene Ontology annotation, cellular component: membrane. The coding region runs from base 410 to 4924 and encodes 1504 amino acids. The record is from RefSeq and is a predicted model, not a curated record. Gene Ontology annotation, molecular function: ligand-gated calcium channel activity. Gene Ontology annotation, biological process: calcium ion transmembrane transport. NCBI's taxonomy places the organism in Eukaryota, Metazoa, Chordata, Mammalia, Dasyuromorphia, Dasyuridae.